This is a messenger RNA of Gavia stellata (red-throated loon), 742 nucleotides long. RefSeq names its product NFKB inhibitor interacting Ras like 1 (gene NKIRAS1). Gene Ontology annotation, molecular function: GTP binding; GTPase activity. Gene Ontology annotation, biological process: canonical NF-kappaB signal transduction. The transcript is spliced from 5 exons. The record is from RefSeq and is a predicted model, not a curated record. The coding region runs from base 154 to 729 and encodes 191 amino acids. Lineage: Eukaryota; Metazoa; Chordata; Aves; Gaviiformes; Gaviidae.
CGGCGCGGCUCAAUGGGGCGCUGUGGGAAGGUCGGCCCAGAGCACCCUGGCUUGUGAAGUGUUACCCGGUUAAACUGGAAUCGAAACAGGACAUCGCCAGCCUCUCCUGGUCCUCAAAAGGGCUCGCCUGCUGACUCUGCCCUCUCAGGAAAGAUGGGAAAGGGCUACAAGGUGGUGGUUUGUGGAAUGGCCUCGGUGGGAAAGACUGCGAUUUUGGAGCAGCUUCUCUACGGAAAGCAUACUGUUGGCUUAGAAGAGGGUGCCACAAUGGAAGAUGUGUAUUUGGCAUCGGUGGAGACAGACCGAGGUGUGAAGGAACAGUUACGACUUUAUGACACCAGGGGUCUGCAGGAGGGUGUAGAAUUGCCAAAACACUAUUUCUCUGUUGUUGACGGCUUCGUUCUUGUGUAUGCCGUGACCAGCCUCGAAGCUUUCCAAAGAGUCGAACUGCUCAAAAAGGAAAUUGAUGUCUUUAGAGACAAAAAGGAGGUAACAGUAAUUGUCUUGGGAAACAAAACUGACCUCCUGGACCAAAGGCAAGUGGAAACAGAAGCAGCACAGCAAUGGGCAAGGGCUGAGAAAGUGAGACUGUGGGAAGUGACAGUGACAGAUCGGAAAACACUGCUUGAGCCUUUUACCUUCUUAGCUAGCAAACUCUCCCAGUCCCAGAACAAAUCAACAUUUCCCUUGCCUGGAAGGAAGAGCAAAGGCAAUAACUGUGAUAACUAGGCUACCUUAGCAU